Messenger RNA from Salvelinus namaycush (lake trout), 5315 nucleotides. RefSeq names its product zinc finger and BTB domain-containing protein 34-like. Gene Ontology annotation, molecular function: DNA-binding transcription factor activity, RNA polymerase II-specific; RNA polymerase II cis-regulatory region sequence-specific DNA binding; protein binding. The record is from RefSeq and is a predicted model, not a curated record. The transcript has 4 exons. NCBI's taxonomy places the organism in Eukaryota, Metazoa, Chordata, Actinopteri, Salmoniformes, Salmonidae. Gene Ontology annotation, biological process: regulation of transcription by RNA polymerase II. The coding region runs from base 226 to 1857 and encodes 543 amino acids.
AUACUAUUUGGUAUCUCGUCAUUAUAUCCAAAUCUCUGCCCAGACAGAAUCAUUGGCAGGUCGGGCUCGAAACAUAAUACACUUCCGGUUGCAUAAAAGAAUUGCAGCUACUGACACAGCUGGAGUGGGGGAGGCCUUCCACUAGUGAAAGCGAGCUACUGGGGGGAAUGGGCGACGUUUGAUCGGGAAAAGGUUGUCUACAAACUGGUAAGCCAUAUCCAAGAGAUGGAUAACGGCAGCGCCUACAUAGAGUUUGACGUGCCAGAGUUCAGCAACACCGUCCUCAACCAGCUCAACGACUUGCGUCUGCAGGGGAAGCUAUGUGACAUUAUCGUUCACAUCCAGGGCCAGCCGUUCCGGGCCCACAAGGCCGUGCUGGCGGCCAGCUCGCCGUACUUCCGCGACCACUCAGCCCUGGGAACCAUGAGCGGCCUGUCCAUCUCCGUCAUCAAGAACCCUGAGGUGUUUGAGCAGCUGCUGGCCUUCUGCUACACUGGCCGCAUGUCCCUGCAGCUCAAAGAUGUCAUCAGCUUCCUCACAGCAGCCAGCUUCCUGCAGAUGCAGGCCGUCAUCGACAAGUGCACCCAGAUCCUGGAGGGAAUCCACUCCAAGAUCAGCAGCGCCACCAGCCCAGUCGAGGGCUCCCAGGCCAGCCGCAACGGUGUUAAAGACAGCAGCCUCUUCAUCAACCCCACACAGAUCUCUCCCCCGUACUACUCCAGACUCAGCAUAGAGGCCCGCUCUGAGCUAGCAGCAGGGAAAGGCCAUGGCAGGGCGCGGCACCAGGAGGAGGGCCAGUCAGACCGCCGCAGCAGUGACGGUGUGUCAGAGCAGGAGGCAGCCACGGAGGGAGAGACUGAGCAGGUGGAGCUGAUUGGGAAGGACGGCCAGGUGACAGACGUGCAUGUGAAGCUGGAAAAGACGGACCGGCCCAGCUACUCCGACAGCUCCUCGGCAGGCGACGAUGGCUACCACACAGAGCUGGUGGAUGGAGAGCAGGUGCUGGCUGUCAGUGUGGGCUCCUAUGGUCCUGUCAUCCAGGCAGCUGGCUACACUUACUCAGGCCUGUCAUCUCCCUGCUUCGUGAGCCUCAGCAGCUCCAGCCCCUCCCGCUCCAUGCUCAGUGGCUUCAGGGGCGGCCGGGCCAGAGCCAAGCGCCCCCCUGUAGCCGUCCCAGCAGAGGUCCUGAGUCAGAUCAAACCAGGAAACGCAGAGGACAGCAGCGAAGCAGUGUUGGGUCAAGCAGGCUUUGAGAAUGACGUCCAGGAACGGAGCCUGCGCAGCCAGUGGUAUCCCUACAAUGAGAGGCUCCUCUGCAUCUACUGCGGCAAGUCCUUCAAUCAGAAGGGCAGCCUGGACCGCCACAUGCGCCUGCACAUGGGAAUCACACCCUUCGUCUGCAAGUUCUGCGGCAAGAAGUACACUCGCAAGGACCAGCUGGAGUACCACAUCCGCGGCCACACGGACAACAAGCCCUUCCACUGUCAGAUCUGUGGCAAGUGCUUCCCUUUCCAGGGAACCCUCAACCAGCACUUGAGGAAGAAGCACUUGGGGGCCACAGAGGGCACCAAUCACAUGGACUCUCCAGAGAGGACGGAGGGGAGCUCUGGUCAGAAAGACCCAGAGGAUGCCUCUGAGGGGAUGGCCUUUGAGACGCAGUAUGCUGAGGAGGCUCCGGCCACCGACAUGGAGGAGAGCUCAAAGUGUAGCCCCGAGGAAGCCCAGGUGUCCAGCUUGUCUGCCAAUACCACAACCCCAGCCCCACCACGGUACACUCUGUUCACAACGUUGAUAUCAGCAAACCGCUGGCCCACACGACACCAUGCACGCGUUCUGCAAUCUGCGCGGUACAGUUGAAACCGGGAUUCAUCCGCGAAGAGCACACUACUCCAGUGUGCCAAUGGUCAUCGAAGGUAAGCAUUUGCCCACUGAAGUCGGUUACGAUGCUGAACUGCAGUCAGGUCAAGACCCUGGUGAGGACCACGAGCACGCACAUGAGCUUCCCUGAGGCAGUUUCUGCAGAAAUGUUUCGCAAACCCACAGUUUCAUCAGCUAUCCUGGUGGCUGGUCUCAGACGAUCCCGCAGGUGACGAUGCCGGCUGUAGAUGUCCUGGGAUGGCGUGGUUACACGUGGUCUGCGGUUGUGAGGCCGGUUGAAUAUACUGCCAAAUUCUCUUAAAGGACGGAGGCGGCUUAUGAUAGAGAAUUAACAUUGAAUUCUCUGACAACAGCUCUAGUGGACAUUCCUGCAGUCAGUAUGCCAGUUGCACGGUCCAUCAACUUGAGACGUGGCAUUGUGUUGUGACGCAGCUGUACAUUUUAGUGGCUUUUUUAUUGUUCACAGCACAAGGUGCACCUGUGUAAUGAUCAUGCUUUUUGAUAUGCCACACCUGUCAGGUGGAUGGAUUAUCUUGGCAAAAGGAGAAAUGCUCACCAACAGGGAUGUAAACACAUUUGUGCACAUUUUGUUUUUUGAAAAAAGCUUGUUGUGCUUAUGGGAAAUUUCUGGGGUCUUUUAUUUCAGCUCAUGGAACAUGGGACCAACACUUUACAUGUUGCAUUCAUAUUUUUGUUCAUUGUACUUUACCAUGUAAAAAUAUGGUCCUUAAUAGGUUAUUGUGCCAGGAGUCAAAUCAAAGGUUUCCCUGUGGAUAAUUCUCCAAAGACGUGGAGAUGGGCCAACAAUACAUUGGGCCAACAAGAGGCAUGAUGAGUUUUCUAGAUAAUACUUUUUUUCCCCAGUUCCUUGCUAUUUCCAACUGAUGGUCUUGUUACAACACACUGCAGUUGAAUCCCACAUAGGAUGUUGCCAGAUAUGAUAGUCAUAUCAUGAAAGAAAUGUAUGAAGCCAUAAGUACUAAAAUUGAGAUUGUUUCAUUGUCAUUUUAAGAUGCCAACCAUACAAAUCCUAGAAAUAUUUUAAAGAAAAAUAAGCUUUUGAAUCUUGAUCUGUGCCUUGCCAUACAAACUAUCACUAGCUGUAUAUCCCUGUGGAUAUAAAGCAUCUGACACUUACAGUAGACAUUUGUUUUGUGCCUGCCUUCAAUGGAAAGAAUAAAAGGAUCGAGGACAAAGUAUAUCUAUUGAUAAAGUACUGUUGAUUUUCUUCACUUUUAAUUUGGAUUUUUUUUAAAAUUGUAAUCGUUUAUGCAAAAAUGAAAUGUCUACAAGGGAAUAGGCACGGAUAAUCAUGUCUGAGAUACAUGCCCAUGUUGCUCUCUUAAGUUAGCAGGGUAAUGGGCACCUCGUUUUUAGUCAGCCAUACCAUUUCCUUGUCAUCAGACCCUUUUUGAUACUUGUAUCCAUUUGAUAAUGUGAUGGAUUGUGUUUUGUUAUAUCGUGACUUGCAUGGCAUCUAAUCACAGUCAUGAGCUGUUCUGUUCCUCUCUCCAGAGGCUGUUUUGUAUGUAUACUGUAUCCUUUCUGUUAGCACUGAGGACUAUCUAAGAUCUCCUUCAGUCUCAGAGAGAGGAGAGUACAGCUAGACUCUUCCCUCUCAAGAUUAAUUUUGUUACAUCUGGCCAGGGGGACAGCAGGUAAAAACAAAGUGCAAAUGUGCUCAGUUAUAGCUGUUUUGCACAUCACUCACAUCACCCACACAAUUGUUUAGAAAUGCUGAUUGCAGUUUUUGGAACUUAACGUUAGUUCUUGUUUUUGUCUCAUCUGGCAUAUACUUAGAAAUAGCAUAACCUGUCUUUUGAUACAUUCAUAUUCCAGAGGGAUAUAUCAUUCUAGUCUCCCCUUUUUAAGGGAUUACUUUAUCUUUAGGGACUAUUUUUCCCCUUAAAUGGUGCUUUUAGUCUGGUCAGGUUAUUUAUUGAUUUUUAUAUACAAAAGACUAUAUACAUGCAUAUAUAUAUAUAUACAUUAUAGGGGGAUGGAGGGGUAAUUUUGUUUAAAUGCUUUCAUAAACUUAAGUUACUAAUACCACAACACUCACCAACCAACUGAACCUGACACUUGUUUGCAUUCACUCUGUUUGUUCAAAACUAUUCAUAUUAAAGGCGGGGGAGCGAUAUUUGUGGGCCAGAAGUAAUCAAAACGAAGUGUUUACAGGGAAGGCUGUUGGACUACUUUUUGAAUUUGCAGCUCGUUCGAUUACUUUUUUUAAACUGAUUAACUUCAGGUAGUUUAUGAACACUGAUAUAGAUUUCCAUAGCUUCUCAGCCUUUCUCCACUGUGUAAUAUACAAAAGCAAUAACCUUUUUUUAAGGGGAUAUAUUGGUAUCAAUGAGACUAAUCUAGUUCUUGGCCUGUCACUUCUCAAACAAAAGCUGAAUGUCAGGGAGCUGUAGAACUAAAGUAGGUCGAGGACAAUUUGAUAUAGAUUUAUUUUUAUAUAUUUUGUGAAUCUUUGGACCGGGUAGGUGAAAAUGCUCAUUAGGUGAGACUGGUAUUGCUGGUCUUUUUAAGUAGGCAUCCAAAGCCGAAAACUAUCAGUGAACUGAAAUGCAAAGCUAAACAUGUGAUUCCGUCAAACCCCAAUGCCACUGGUUUUAAAGUUGCACCUCCAUCUGUGUCAAAUACUGAAAGGGAUUUUGGGCUCCACAGCCACAUAGUGGGAGUGGCAAUCUGUUUCAUUCUAAAAAAAAUUCAAGGUCUUCCCUUUCCCCUCGAGUACUGAGACUAUAGUUUUAGCGGGUCAGAGUGGAAGUGGUCAGUGCUGCUUUAACUAAAUGUUUAGACUGACCUGUUUCAUUCUCUUUGAUGUGAAACUCCUUGGUCUCUCACAUUCUGUGGUAUCUGGUUAAGUAUGUGGUCAUAUGGCAAAAAACUAAGUAGAACUCAGGGUUUAUACUAGUGUUAUAAAGUGGUCACGCUGGGCAUACAGCUCGUGUGUAGAAUUCAACGUGCACUUAUAUUCAGGUGGGGAAACAAAUCCUCAGUCAGUGGUUCCCAAACAUUCUGCCUCAAGGGUCUCACUGAACCCAUGUUUUCCAUUCCCACUCUGCAUGCAUGUGACGAGCUUCAAUGCUGAGGAACAGGGGAGACCUUUUAGUUUGGCCCAUUGUCCGUCCACCUGCCUCUAGUCCGUUCUACAUACAACCACACAACCCAACUGUGAACCUCAACUCUACUGUUUUGUACAAUGAUGAAGUAAAUGAAGCUAGCUAGAGCUGAUGCUUUAACUGUUAACUUGCCAUUUCUGAAUUUAUUUUAUAGCAUGAAAAAUAUAUUUAUUCAAAUUAUAUUUUACUCAUCAUUCUGUGCUGCUUUAUUUUGGUUCAUAAGCUUGUAAAUUGCUUUUUUAUGAUACUAUGAAAUGUCAAAAGAAAAUGUGUUUUUAUUUGUAAAAUAAAGAUGCUCAUUUGGCA